CCUUCUUUUAUUUUGUCUCAAAUAUUUUUUUUUGUGUGCUUAGUCAGUAUUUCUCUUUCUCCCUCCCUUCCUUCCUUCCCGCAAUGAACUUCUUCAACCCUAACCCUAAUUACUCCCCUCCUCCGCCGUCCUUCCCGCAAUUCGCGGAUCCCGCCGCCGUGCCGGAGUUCCACUUCUCCGACUACCUGUUACCGGAAGGAGGCGAUCACGACGAUUAUAAUAGCAAUUAUUACAUGGAUGAUUACUCGCCUGAUCCCCACCACACCUUCGCCGACACUACUACUGCUGCUACGGACUCUCCUGUCCAAAUUGGGUCCGGCGGCGAUGGCGGCGGCGGCUCUUGGAACUCUGUCGGGAACGAUGAUGGUGACUACCACGAGAGCAGAAGAAAUUAUGGUAAUGGAAAGCAGAAAAUAAUUAGCAAGGGAUCAGAAAGUAGAGUGGCAUUUAGGACCAAGUCGGAGCUGGAAGUGAUGGAUGAUGGCUUCAAGUGGAGGAAGUACGGCAAGAAAUCUGUCAAAAACACCCCUAAUCCCAGGCACUACUACAAGUGUUCAAGCGUGGGAUGCAACGUGAAGAAGAGAGUAGAGAAGGAUAGGGAAGACUCGAGGUACGUGAUCACAACGUACGAGGGAGUUCACAAUCACGAAUCCCCUUCUUCCAUCCAACGACAUGCGUAUUACAAUACUACUCAAACCAAACCCUACCCUUGUUCAUCCUCCUCUCCUAGUUCCACUUAAAACAACAUGCAGGUGAAAACCAUAGAUGUUUUCUUAGAGGAGAAAGUGUGGACUAUGUAUACUGAUGGAGUGACUGCUAGAAUGGACGGUUGCUCUCCUACUUUGUUGGGCUGAUAUUUUGUGUUAUAUAGUACAAUGAUGGUAGUCCAUGUAAAAGUUUGUCUGUACAUAUAUGUAAUGUAACGACAUGAUCAUUGUAUGCUAUAUAUGAUGCUACUUAGCUAUCUAUUUACGAAUAUGAAUAAAAAAUUUCACCUUGA
Molecule: messenger RNA, 1000 nt
Organism: Linum trigynum
Lineage: Eukaryota; Viridiplantae; Streptophyta; Magnoliopsida; Malpighiales; Linaceae
Source: the annotation of a GenBank genome assembly